AUGGCUUAUUCAAUAAUUCUCAUCACAAUUGCAUUAUUUUUGACAACUUCUGUUGAAUCUUGCACAAAUUCUGGAACAAAGUGAGUCAGCCUUGUAAGAAUUUCCUCCACAAAAUAAAAUCAAAAUCCAUGUUUAGUUGCGCAAAUUGGGUGGCCAAUGGUUUCUGUAAAUCGCCCUAUUAUACAUAUUCCCAAAAAGUUGCAUAUUGUGCAUUAUCAUGUGGUUAUUGCACAUCUUCAACCUCAUCAACAACAUCCACAACAACCGGCUCAUCGAGUUGCACAAAUUCGGCAUCUGCUUGUUCUUCAUGGGCGGCUAACGGGUUUUGCUCGAGCACUUUUUAUACAACCGCACAGAAGACUGCGUAUUGUGCAAGUUCUUGUGGAUUGUGUUAG
Caenorhabditis angaria is the source of this 395-nucleotide messenger RNA. Lineage: Eukaryota; Metazoa; Nematoda; Chromadorea; Rhabditida; Rhabditidae. The record is from the annotation of a GenBank genome assembly.